Molecule: messenger RNA, 579 nt
Organism: Rangifer tarandus platyrhynchus (Svalbard reindeer)
Lineage: Eukaryota; Metazoa; Chordata; Mammalia; Artiodactyla; Cervidae
Source: the annotation of a GenBank genome assembly
AUGGCGUGCGGGGCGACAUUGAAGCGGCCCAUGGAGUUCGAGGCGGCGCUGCUGAGCCCUGGCUCUCCGAAGCGGCGGCGCUGCGCCCCUCUCUCUGGCCCCACUCCGGGCCUCAGGCCCCCGGACGCCGAACCGCCGCCGCUGCUUCAGACGCAGACCCCACCGCCGACUCUGCAGCAGCCCGCCCCGCCCGGCAGCGAGCGGCGCCUUCCAACUCCGGAGCAAAUUUUUCAGAACAUAAAACAAGAAUAUAGUCGUUAUCAGAGGUGGAGACAUUUAGAAGUUGUUCUUAAUCAGAGUGAAGCUUGUACUUCGGAAAGUCAGCCUCACUCCUCAACACUCGCAGCACCUAGUUCUCCAGGUUCCUCCUGGAUGAAAAAGGACCAGCCCACCUUUACCCUCCGACAAGUUGGAAUAAUAUGUGAGCGUCUCUUAAAAGACUAUGAAGAUAAAAUUCGGGAGGAAUAUGAGCAAAUCCUCAAUACUAAACUAGCAGAACAAUAUGAAUCUUUUGUGAAAUUCACACAUGAUCAGAUUAUGCGACGAUAUGGGACAAGGCCAACAAGCUAUGUGUCCUGA